CGCGCAGAACAUAUUCGUUAGUUUGCCCAUAUCCCCGAGUUUUCUUUUUCCCUAGGGCGAGCCACCGCAGUGAACCCUGGGAGCUUUCAAGUUUGUAUCAAACAAUAAAUCCGCUAAAACAUUCACGAUGUCUGCCAACGACUCUGCCGCCUGGCCUCUGGCCGAUGCUGCUCUCACCCAGGAAAUCCUUGACCUGGUCCAAUCGGCUGCCCACUACCGCCAGUUGAAGAAGGGAGCCAACGAGGCGACCAAGACUCUGAGCCGUGGUGUGUCUGAGUUGGUUAUUCUGGCCGCCGACUGCGAGCCCCUUGCCAUUCUUCUUCACAUCCCUCUCUUGGCUGAGGACAAGAACGUUCCCUACGUCUUUGUGCCUUCCAAGAUCGCGCUUGGCCGUGCCUGCGGUGUUUCGCGCGCCGUUAUUGCCGCCAGCAUUACCAGCAACGAGGCCAGUGACCUCCAGGGCCAGAUCCGUACCCUCAGGGACAAGGUCGAGCGCCUGGCUAUCUAAGCCAUUGCAACCAAGAUACCCAUUCGAAGGAAUUAAUCGGCGUCUACGAUGUUAAAGCGGACAUGAUGUUCAUGAUCUUACGUGGACCUAGAUUUACAGUCUAUUGGAAUAUAUGACGAAUUCCUGGCGUUUGUGUUGGGCGAAAUUUUGGAGUUCUGCCAUGUGGUGAUCAUGAUUUCAGGAGCGCCUGCACCCGGAACGGAUGCGAUUCUGGCGGAGGCAGACAAUGCGCCCAACGAUUGUCGCCUGAUUGUAGGUAUCCUUCGCGGGGUUGUCUCGUAAAGAAUCAGGUACUGGGAAUAUGAUUAAUCAACGACAAGAAUUGUCUUGGAGCAUUGUAUCACAACAAAGAUUGUAAUCACAGACAAUGAUUUCUUAUACACAAC
This is a messenger RNA of Pyricularia grisea, 894 nucleotides long. RefSeq lists its product as uncharacterized. The record is from RefSeq and is a predicted model, not a curated record. Gene Ontology annotation, molecular function: RNA binding. The coding region runs from base 128 to 508 and encodes 126 amino acids. Gene Ontology annotation, cellular component: precatalytic spliceosome; nucleolus; small-subunit processome. Gene Ontology annotation, biological process: maturation of SSU-rRNA; mRNA splicing, via spliceosome; ribosome biogenesis. The transcript has 4 exons. NCBI's taxonomy places the organism in Eukaryota, Fungi, Ascomycota, Sordariomycetes, Magnaporthales, Pyriculariaceae.